UGCCAGCUGCCGUGACAUCGAGACCCGAAAAGUCCCAGGUGCCGGAGCAGGCGCCGCAAUCGACGACGACGGACAUCGCGCUGCUGUCGACCGCGACGGUUGUCGUUCCGCCGUUGAAAGCGACGCCCGAGAUGGGUCCGCCUGUUCCGGGAGUGCCGUCGUUUGCGGGGUAGCUCUGAGUGAUCAGGACGCCGUAGUCGGUGAUGCCCGAGAUCUUGUUUCUGCGGCAGGACAACACCGGAGACUUUGGCACCGGUGGCGCUGGCGUCGACCUUGAUGCGGAGACCGUACAAGCCCCCGGUGAUCGUGUUUCGGGCAGCUUUGAAGUCGUGUCUUCGACGAUGAUGCUGUCUCCAGAGUUGACAGCGACACAGUCGUCCUGGUUGAUGACAGUGCACUGGGAAAUCGUCACGCCUGAUGCGCUAACGUCAAACCCGUCGGUAUUGUGGCCAAGAGCGGCACCGGCGGCUGCCUCGAUUGACGUGUUGGAUGACGCUUGCAGCGGUGGUUCCCACGGAGAUGGCCUGGGCGGGAGAGUUGAGGACGGUCACGGAGGAGAAAGUCCCUGAGCCCUUGAAUCUGAACACGCAGAAUUAGCACUGGAGAGGAUGAUAAGAUGGGCGGUUUUCUCGUACUUGACAAAGGGAUGGGGUUUGGUCACGCCCCCGUUGGUCCCCUGGCCGUCCCAGUACGCAGCACCAUUUCCCUGCAUAGGUUGAGAAUCAAUUAUUCC
Messenger RNA from Mycena citricolor, 733 nucleotides. Lineage: Eukaryota; Fungi; Basidiomycota; Agaricomycetes; Agaricales; Mycenaceae. The record is from the annotation of a GenBank genome assembly.